UGUCGCGGCGGCGUACAUACGUGCGCGCACACACACCGCACUUCCGAUCGCAAAGUUCAAACGCGCGCGAACGAACGAACGAAGGAAGGAAGGAAGGAAGGAAGGAAGGAAGGAAGGAAGAAAGAAAGAAAGAAAGAAAGAAAGAAAGAAAGAAAGAAAGAAGGAGAAAAAUACGAUAGAUACAUUUGUUUUCCUUUUCUUUUCUUAUUACCAUUCGAACGAAUUCAAUUACAAGUUUUUCUACAAGUUUAUUACAAUUCGUUUUUUUUUUUUUACUUUCCCGUUUCAUUCGUUUCUUUAUUUAUUUAUUUUAUUUUAUUUUAUUUUAUUUUUUUUUUUUUGUUCUUCUUAAAAAUAGUUUCGGUGAAAUAGUUUUCUAUCUUAUAUUAUUAUCGUAAUCAUCAUUAUCAUAUCAUUAUUAUUAUUAUUAUUAUUAUUAUUAUUAGAGUUAUUAAAAUUUGUUUCUCUCUUUUCUCUCUCUCUCUCUCUCUCUUUCUCUCCCUCUCUCUAAUUUUCUUUACGAAAGAUAUGUGACACGUGUUUUGAUGUGUAAUCAGACGAGAAUACGUUGAUGUUGCUGCUGCAGUUGCUGUUGCUCUGGCUCUUUUGAAACGUGCUCGUGCGCGGGAAAAUCGUUACGGACGCCAACGUUCUCCAUCUUCUUCCGCAUUCUCUUUCCUUUCGAACGAUCGUGAAACGAAUAGGAAGAACAGAAGAGAGAAAGGGAGAGAGAGAGAGAAGGAGAAGAAGAGAGAGAGAGAGAGUGAGAGAAGAAGAAGAAGAAGAAGAAGAAGAAGAAGAAGAAGAGAGAAAGAGGGAGAAAGAGAGAAAUUGCAGAAGAGAGCAAUUUUCUUAAGCUCUGUUACGAUGGCAUGAGCCAAAGAAAAGUAACUUCUUCAUGGAUCGUUCACGAAAAUCGAGAAAUGUCACGUCAUCAUCGUGGACCUCCGUCGAAGUCGCAAGACAAACAAGACGACGAUUCGCGUGGCGAUUCAGGAUGACCGUAAUCGAUUUUCGAUCGAUACUGAUUUUCAUCGCACUCAUGCUCGUCAACGUAUCAUCUUCAUAUAUACCAGAAAAGUAUCCGAUCGAAGUUUAUCAUAUGCUACAGGAGAGAACUCAAUUUGGAAUUGGUCGGGAGAAUCGUGUGAGAGGUACUUGGGGUACCUGGAGCAGCUGGAGCGAAUGUUCAAGAACCUGUGGCACGGGUAUCCAAUCUCAAUCACGAGAAUGCGUUCCUCUUCGAAAAGAUUUAAGAAAACGAAGCGUUAUCACGGACAAUGGCAUGACACAAAACAAAAGGCCCAUUUGUAUCGGCACAUACAAGAGAUAUCAUACGUGCAACACACAGGAAUGUCCGAACUUUGCCGAGGACUUACGAGCGGAACAGUGCGCUAGAUACAAUGGAAGAAAUUACAAGGGACACAUCUACACUUGGAUUCCAUUUUUGGAUGCGCCGAACUCGUGCGCGCUCAAUUGCCGUGCAGUCGGGCAGCGUUUUUACGCAACGCUUGAACCGGCAGUAAUGGACGGCACACCCUGCGACGGUCCAAAUCUUCGUGGACAUAAUGCCGGAAUUUCAAUGGAACGUACGGAACGUUGGCUCUGUGUCGCUGGACAAUGCAAGUCCGUAGGUUGCGACGGUGUGAUUGGUUCAGGGGCAACGAUGGAUGCUUGUGGUGUUUGUGGAGGGCGAGGACAAGGUUGCAGACUAUUCGAAGGUAUCUUCAUGGAACCAAUCCUACCAAAGGGUCAUCAUUCGAUAACGACGAUCCCAAAAGGUGCUAUGUCUCUGAACAUCUCCGAGUUACGUUUCAGCGCAAAUUUCUUAGCACUCAGGGACAGCAAUGGCAGUUACGUUCUAAACGGGCCCUGGUCUUACAGUCCCAGUGGCACUUAUAAAGCGGCUGGCACGACAUUAACAUACCAAAGGGGAGAUAGAAACCGCUUGGAGUGCAUCUUGGCGACUGGACCGUUAAACGAUUCUCUGCAGUUAGAAAUCUUAUUUCAAGAAUUAAAUCCCGGCGUUCUCUACAAAUACAUGUUACCACUGAAAGAAACAUUAAACGGAGUAGGAGGAGGAGGAGGAGGAGGAGGAGGAGGAAGAGCAAGAGGAAGAGGUGGAAGAGUAGAUGGAAGAGGAGGUGGAGGAGAAGGAAGAGGAGGAAGAGGAGGAGAAGGAGGAGGAGGAGGUGGAGGAGAAGGAAGAGGAGGAAGAGGAGGAGAAGGAAGAGGAGGAGGAGGAGGAAAUUUAUUACCUCCAAUUUUCAAUGCAAUAUCAAGCAAUGAUCAAAGAGGCAAUGAAAUUCCCGAUGGUGGUUCUCAUGGAAUCGUUAAUACUCCCCCGACGAGAACAUCCAUUCAUAGAACUGAUUUUUCUCAGUCGCGAGGAUUUAUUAAUUACGAUCGUACAAGACACGCGUCACGAACGGAAGAAAUGAAACGUCCACCGACAAUAGUAAUGGCCGGUGAUCAGCCUAAUUCAAAAACAAAAAAGAAAAAGCGCAAGAAGUUUGUCUGGAAAGUAGCUACGGCUUGCUCGAAAGAGUGCGGGGGAGGCAUCCAAACGUCAAUUUGGACGUGUGUGCGUGAGGAUAGCGAAACAAUAGCACACGAAAAACGUUGUCGUAAUUCGGAAAAACCUGUUGCUUCAAAAGUGACGCGAUGUAACGAACAGCCCUGUCCAGCCAGAUGGAGAGCAGAUAAUUGGAGCGAAUGUUCAGUCAGCUGUGGCGUUGGCAGACGAACGAGAAAACUCGAAUGUGUGCAAGAAUUAAAUUCGAGAUUGACGAUGCGUGUUGCGUUAGGUGCUUGCGUUCAACCACCCGAUUUAAAGACCGUAGAACUUUGUUCGAAGCCAGCCUGUCCGAUUACGAAUACACCUGAACUGAGAAAUAUGGAACCAUUGUCAGUAUCAAUACCUUCAUCAUCGACGGCUGAAACUUAUUCACAAUCUACGCAGAAAUGGAAUGUUGGAACUUGGAGUCCAUGUUCAACUAGUUGCGGAAAAGGAUUUAAAACUCGAACGGUCACCUGCAUAACAUCCGGUGAAGCAUGUCCAUUGUCAAGCAAGCCUUCAUCUCAAGAAGAGUGUGACAACCCAUCGUGUUUAGUCAAUAAUAAAAAUGAAAGAAGCUCUGAACAACGUGCUCCAUGGUUAUAUUCUGCUUGGUCACCUACGUGUUCUACGGAAUGCGGUAAAGGAAUCGAAAGUAGACGUGUGGCUUGUUCCGAGGGAAGUGAAUUAUUUUGUGAUCCUAAGGAGAAACCGGAAACUGAGAGGCAAUGUUUCGGAAGUGGAAUAAAUUGCGACGAUGCUAAAUGGUUCACCGGUCCAUGGACUUCCUGUUCCGUAUCUUGCGGAAUUGGUGUACAGUAUCGAAACGUAAUAUGCAUCUCAAAGACAAUGAAAAAAGAUAAUGGAGAAUAUACUGUAUUGGCAAUGAAAAACUGUAAUGGCACGAAGCCAAGAAGCGAACAGGCUUGCGAGGCACCGCCUUGUUCUGCGGAAUGGUAUAUUUCCGAUUGGUCCCAGUGUUCAGUUACAUGCGGCAGUGGCGUGCAAAAAAGAUUAGUCCGUUGUAUCCUCGAAGGUAUUAAUAGCUCAAAUUGCAAGGAGUUUAUCAAACCGAACGAAAUGCAACGAUGCAACAUGGAACCAUGUAAAAAGGAUAUCACGUUACUAAAUAAACCACCAAAAAGUAAAAGUUUUAGAAUCAUCCGAAUGCGUCGACAAGUAUCCAGAUUGCGAUUUGGUGGUCAAAAGUGGACUAUGUCACAGGAAAUAUUACAAACACUCUUGUUGCCGAUGUCGAGACUAGUCUCGCACUAAUUAAUGAUAAUUGAAAAA
Molecule: messenger RNA, 3850 nt
Organism: Vespa mandarinia (Asian giant hornet)
Lineage: Eukaryota; Metazoa; Arthropoda; Insecta; Hymenoptera; Vespidae
Product: thrombospondin type-1 domain-containing protein 4
Biological process (GO): extracellular matrix organization; proteolysis
Cellular component (GO): extracellular matrix
Molecular function (GO): metalloendopeptidase activity
Source: RefSeq, a predicted model, not a curated record